Molecule: messenger RNA, 2382 nt
Organism: Stylonychia lemnae
Lineage: Eukaryota; Ciliophora; Spirotrichea; Sporadotrichida; Oxytrichidae
Source: the annotation of a GenBank genome assembly
AUGGAACCAAAUUCGUUUUAAAUUCCAUCAAUUUCCAUUCAAUAGGAAAUCGAGGAGACUUCUGAUAUAUAAAAUUAACAUCAAUCUGAAAAUAUGUAUUUUGAGGCAAGUAAAUAUAAAACCAGUCAAACUCAGAGCAUUGUAGCCUAUGAUGUUUGCUAGCAUUUGAGAGCUGCAAACUCAAGUUAUUCUACUAGCACUAAUAACAUAAUCAUCAAUAAAAUUUCUAAGGUAAAAUAUAUUUUAAACCUUUAGUAUAGUGAUCCUGCUUGUAUUAGUCAAAGCAAACUAAAAAUAAGACAAGGUUUAAUUGAAUAUAUUGGAAAGAAUUGGACAAUUAAUGCUAAUGACAACAGAGAUAGUAAUCAAAAUAGUCAGUAGUAAUAACAACAACAAUAAAACUAAAGAAUUCAUGAUGGGUGUAUAUUUGCUUUGGAAAUAGAUUAAAGUGGCACUUAUCUCGCAGUUUCUAAUGAGCAAAGCUAGAUAUUUUUUUGGAAUCUCAGAAAUAAGAAGUUCCUCAAGAGAGUUAAGGAACAUUCAGAAUUUGUGACUAGUCUUUAAUUCUUCCAUCAUUAGCAAAAUAUGUUUUACUCCAGCUCCUUGGACAGGACGAUUAGAUUGUGGAGAGACUAUGAGUCUAUUGACAUUUAUACUGAUCAUUAAGAUUGGAUUCGUACUAUGAGUUUGAGCAACUAAGAUAGACAUUUGAUAUCAGGAUGUGUUUCCUCUCAGAUAUUCUGUUGGGAUCCAUUAACAGGAAAGCCAUUGGUUAAAAUAAACAAUACAAACUAAUAGAUGGUGCAGCAAUAAUCAGAGAGCUAUUUAAAUACUAUAAACUGUCUAUGCUUCGGUAAGAGUAAUGAGGAGGUCUUUGUUGCAGGUUCUAGAGAUGGAAUCGCAAAAAUAUAUGAUUUAAGAUGUAACCCACAUACUUAAGGAGCAUAAAUUACCUUCAGAGCACAUAAUAACAAACUUAAUCAGAUUAUAUUUAGCAAGUAUGAUUCUAUUCUAUUGUCAAGUGGCAGAGAUAAUUCAAUAAGAUUAUGGGAUAUCAGGUUUGUUUAGGAUGGUUAAGCUUAAAUUGAUCCAGCCAAGGAAAACUUUGUUAUGCAAUAUAUAGGCCAUAAAUGCUAGGGCUAUAAUAUUGGAGCUCAUUUCUUUGAUAAUGAAAAUAAGAUUUUAACAGGCAGUGAGGAUGGCUUCGUAUAUUGCUAUGAUAAAAUGUCAGGCCAAAUAUAAAAGAAAAUACAAUGUCAAUCUAAAGUAAUACAUUUAGUAAAGCCAGUCCCCUUUGGAAAUCAACUAGAAUUUAUCUAAACUGGCUUGGAAGAGGGCACACUUGUCAAUUUAUGGGGUAUUAGCCAGAAUAAGAUUUAGGAAAAAGCUAAACUCAAGAACUAAGAUUAUAAUACAAAUCAAGAGGCAACUAAGAUUAAAACCCUUAAAGAUGCUCUUGCUUCUAACAUUUUUAGUGGACCCUAAAUAUUUAAUCAAUCAUAAGUAAGCAAUGAUGGAUUUAAUAGUAUCAGCAGUGAUAAUGAAGAUGGUUUAAAUAGCUCUCUCCCUAAUAAUGAUGAAUUUAGAACACUUGAUGAAACUGAUGAAGAUUUUAGAUCUCAAAUAUAUCUCUGCAUAAUUGAGGAAAUUAUGCAAGAGUAUGGCGAUUUGAUAUUGAAGGUGUUUCAUAAGCAUAAUUUUACUUAUUGCACAACUAUGGACUGGCAAGCAUUGAUUUAGACUAUUGAAGAGUAAGAAGAUUAAGAGUCUUAGGAUUUACUUAAGAUUCUCAAUGAAUAGCUUGUGAAGAAAAUAAUCAGUGUUUACAAUGAAUUUAUAUUCAACCCGCAGGCAGUUAAAGACAAAUACUUGUUUAAACAUUCAAAUAAUAAAGAUGAAGGUAAACCUAAGAGAGAAACCAUAAUCAUCAAGCACUAAUGUUCUUAAUGUGAGGUAGGCGCUAAUGAUGGGUAAAUAUUAAGCCCUGAUGUAGCCCUAGGGAAAAAAGAGAAAAAUAAUCAUUCUGCAAUUAAAGGUAUAUUAAAUAAGCUAUUUGGGAACUUCAAUAUGUAUGAUUAGAGAGAGGACUCUUAGAUAGAGAAGAAGAAAAUACAAAGAGAGAUAUUAUCGAAUUUUCCAAGUGAAGGUGCUUUAACUGCUUUUCAUCCAUAAUAUGACAUUGAGAUUCAUACUUUUGAUAAUGAGUCUAAUGAUGAACAUUUUAAUUAAAAAGAGGAGAGUAAGAUAGAAGAGGGGGAGAAAUUUUAAGAAAUGCCUAAACAAUUAAUUAAAGGUCCUUAUGAAUUAAAAAUUCUAAGGAACUUUACUAUAGAUGAGUAAAAGAGAAAGAGACUUAUUGCUUUCUCAGCCUUUUAACUUUGA